AUGGACGAAGAGGCAGUGCAAAAGCCUGCUGGCCCACCCAUAAGGAAGAAAUUCCUCAUUCCUACGGAUGAGGAUGUGGUCCCUCCUCCUGGGGCCAAGCCUUUAUUCAGAUCCACACGGAGCCUGCCCACCAUGGAGACCUCACCCCCGCCAGGCCCUCAGACCUACGCUGAGUACGCCCUCUCUGGACCUCCAGGCAGGGCUGAAGCCACACACCCUGUGGGGCCAGAACCCCUGGCAGGAGAGGCCACCAAACCAGGAGCAAAAUCCAACAGCAUCAUUGUGAGCCCCCGGCAGAGGGGCAACCCAGUGCUGAGGUUCGUGCGCAAUGUGCCCUGGGAGUUCGGGGACGUGCUCCCCGACUAG
Messenger RNA from Rangifer tarandus platyrhynchus (Svalbard reindeer), 366 nucleotides. NCBI's taxonomy places the organism in Eukaryota, Metazoa, Chordata, Mammalia, Artiodactyla, Cervidae. The record is from the annotation of a GenBank genome assembly.